This is a messenger RNA of Klebsormidium nitens, 543 nucleotides long. The record is from the annotation of a GenBank genome assembly. Lineage: Eukaryota; Viridiplantae; Streptophyta; Klebsormidiophyceae; Klebsormidiales; Klebsormidiaceae.
AUGGCGCUUCCAAGUCGACGGUUGAAGAAGCACUGGGUGCGUCAUGGCUACUGUAGCAGCGAAGAAAAAGCUGACGAUGUGGCAAAAAUUCUGGUGAGGCUGAAGGAAGAGGGGAGGCUGGAGGAAGUUCGCCAUCUAUUCCGAGCCACCUGCUUUUGGACAAGACGUUCUCUAGUUGCACCUUCAGUCCUCAAACUACAGGAAGAUAUGACAGCAAAGGAUGGGCAGGAAGACAAUGCUUUCUGGACGGCUUGGGCUCAGGUCGUGCAAUUCAUGGAAAAGGAGCAAGUGCCUCUGAGCAUGGUGGAAGCAUAUCGUGGCGUUGCUGAGCUGGAUAGAAUUCUGCCCAUCGACCAACUGGACAGAGACGAUAUCCUGACGGAAGAACAGCGCGUGGAAACGUGGAUGAACCCAGCGGGGGCUGGGUGGCAUGAAAGUCAGCAGAAUCCCGUCUUCAAGACAUAUGUGGCAGCGCUGGUGAAGGCUAUUUGGAACCUGUCUGCCAGCAAGGACGCGCCAAACUCUGAGGUAUUCUACGUGUGA